Trichomycterus rosablanca is the source of this 6593-nucleotide messenger RNA. It is a transcript of the gene f5, whose product is annotated as coagulation factor V. NCBI's taxonomy places the organism in Eukaryota, Metazoa, Chordata, Actinopteri, Siluriformes, Trichomycteridae. The transcript is spliced from 25 exons. Gene Ontology annotation, molecular function: oxidoreductase activity; signaling receptor activity; copper ion binding. The record is from RefSeq and is a predicted model, not a curated record. Gene Ontology annotation, cellular component: plasma membrane. The coding region runs from base 46 to 6408 and encodes 2120 amino acids.
GCAUUCGAGAACAGAUGCGCCGUACCUAGCGUUUCAGGCUCAGAUAUGAAGCUUCAGUUCUGUUCAUGGCCUUCCUGUGUGUUUGUCCUGCUAACACUCCUGAAUCAAAGUGCAACAGCAGUGGAGAGGCAGUACUAUAUAGCUGCAGUUAACAUUGACUGGGAUUACACAACUCAUGCAAAUAUAAGGGUUGGUCCUACGUAUAAGAAGGCAGUAUACAGAGAGUAUUAUGCUGGUUUCAAUCAGCCUAAAGCUCAUCCCUCAUGGUCAGGGCUUUUGGGACCCACAAUCCAUGGCCAGGAAGGUGACACUAUAAUUGUCAUAUUCAGAAACAUGGCAGAUCAUCCAUGUAGCAUCCAUCCACAUGGCAUUGCUUAUAGCAAACAAUCAGAAGGAUCUUUGUACUUUGAUAACACAUCUCAAUUUGAAAAAGAGGAUGAUGUCAUUUACCCGGGCAAAGAACAUACAUACCACUGGGAAGUGACCUCAGAGGUGUCCCCUAAAGCUGAUGAUCCAUCCUGUGUCACAUACACUUAUUUCUCCCAUAAUGACAUUGUUAAGGACUACAACACGGGUCUUAUAGGCACACUGCUAAUCUGUAAGAAAGAUAGCCUUGAUGACACUGGAAAGCAAGUCUAUUUCCAUCAGGAACUCACAGUGUUGUUUGGAGUGUUUGAUGAGGGCAACACCUGGUACAGCAAGGAGGGUACUUCACUCCAAAAUAAUGUAAAAUACACCAUCAAUGGCUUUACAAAUGGCUCUAUCCCUGAUUUGGCUGUGUGUGCAUAUUCCAAAGUUAACUGGCAUUUGUUGGGUAUGAGUUCUGAACCAGAGCUCUUUUCUGUGCACUUCAAUGGGCAAGUCUUACAGCAAGAUGGGCACAAGGUGUCUUCAAUUGGCAUAAUUAGUGGCACUGCCACCAGCGCAGAGAUGUCUGCAAUCUACCCCGGUCGUUGGCUCCUCUCUUCUUACAUCAGUAAGCAUUUGGAAGCUGGAAUGUAUGGCUUUCUGGAUGUUAACACAUGCCAAGACUUUACUGCACCAAAGCGAAAACUCACCAUCCAACAAAGACGAGAGAGCCAGGAGUGGAUUUACUACAUUGCGGCUGAGGAGAUUAUCUGGGAUUAUGCCCCAAAUAUGCCUGAAAAUGUAGAUGGAGAUUUCUGGUCUACAUACCUAAAACCGGGUACAGAGCGCAUAGGUCAAAAAUAUAAAAAAGCAGUGUUCACCCAGUAUAAAGAUGCAACGUUUAAAGAAAGGGCAGAGCACAAUCAGAGAAAAAAUGAAUUGGGGAUUCUUGGCCCUGUGAUCAGAGCACAAAUUAGAGACAUUAUAAAGAUUGUGUUUAAAAAUAAGGCAUCACGUCCAUACAGCAUCUAUCCUCAUGGACUAAGCAUUAAUAAAGCAGCAGAAGGAGCCAACUACCCUAAGGAAGGGAACCAGAGUCGUGCUGUACAACCAGGGGAGACCUAUACAUAUGUUUGGCAAGUUAUUGAGGAGGAUGAGCCAUUAGCCAGAGAUUCAAGGUGUCUUACCCGGAUGUACCAUAGUGCAGUGGACAUACCACGAGAUAUUGCUUCAGGACUUAUUGGGCCCAUCCUCAUCUGCAAAAGCCAGUCCCUCAACACUAGAAAUGUCCAGCUGAGAGCAGAUAAGGAGCAGCAUGCUAUGUUUGCAGUUUUUGAUGAGAACAAGAGUUGGUAUUUGGACGAAAACAUUAACAUGUAUUGUGGAGACCCAAAAAGAGUCAAAACAGAUGACCCAGAAUUUUAUAAAUCUAAUAUUAUGCACACAAUCAAUGGUUAUGUGUAUGAAAGUGGCCAAGUCCUAGGGUUUUGCAAUGGUGAGAUUGCAACUUGGCAUGUGUCCAGUGUUGGGGAACAAGAUGACAUUCACACCGUCACGUUUUAUGGACACACGUUUGAGCUGAACAACAGAGAAGAGGACAUUCUUAGUCUGUUUCCAAUGACAGGAGAGACCAUCUCUAUAAACAUGGCUAAUAUUGGAAUCUGGCUACUGGCAUCAUUAAACACACAUGAAUCUAAAAAAGGUUUGAGGGUAAAAUUUAAGGAUGUCGAAUGCUUCAGGGAUGUCAUAGAAGAGGAAAACAACUAUGAUGAUUAUACAGUUGGCCCUGAGACAUUCUCUGUGUGGAAACCUAUUGAUGAAACAGAGAUAAUGAAGGAAAACAUAAAACCAACAAAAAAAACUAAUGUGGAUAUUGAUAUUGACACUGAUGCAUAUGCAGAUGUCCUUGGGCUUAGGGCAUUAAGAAAUAAAGGAAACAGUAUAGAUACUGUGGAACAGCUGGACCUUUCUCUUUUAGAUUUUAAUGAUGAUUUGCUGCUUGAAAACAACAGUCCUAGCCUAAAUGAUGAGAUCAAAAACAUGACCCAUUUUCGGCUGGAUUUUGAUGCUAACAACAUUACAAGUACAGAAUUUCAAAAUGAAAGCACAGAAGAUGCAUUGUCCUUAAUGACACUGAACUCAAGUUCCAUUAAAUCCCCAAUCAAUUUGACAAAAAGUGUUUUCACAAAUUCCAGGACCAUAUUACGUCAGCAAGACACUGAGAGUAAACAAAAACAAAAUUCAGAGCGCCAUGAAGACAAUACAACAGAGACCCAGACCCAGGAAUUAUCUGUCAUAAGCACUGUGAAUGUAGGAGAAGACAAAGAGGGGUCAAGUGACAACAUCUUUAUUUACAGCGUGCCAGCCUCUAAGCCUCUUAAAGUCCAAGAGGUGGAAGAUUUUGUGCUGUUGGAUAGUGGUGAAGAAAUCAAAACUGUUUCCCAUCAGCAUUCAGUUGAGUACAACUACUCACCUGCAACACUUAUCAACAACACAAUUUUGAAACUACUGGAUAAUACAACUCAGACUGUAACAUCUCAAGAUAUUCAAGUAUUCAAUCACACCAGUGUAAACUCAGAUAUUUCAUACACAAAUAAUACAAUAUUAAAUAGCACCCAAAUAUAUUCAGAGUUUACACAGAAGGACUUUCAAGAAUUAAACAGUAGCAAUUUAGAAUUUACACUGGAGGAGUUAAAAAAAUCAAAAAGCACCCAAUUGGACUCACAGUAUACACUUCAUGGACUUAAAGAAUUAAAUAGUACAGAAGCAGGUUCAGACUUUACACAACAUCAAAGGUUUACAGAGUAUACAGAUUUAAACAGAAGCAAAGUGGACUCUGAAUUGACCCUGGAAAAAAAUAAGCAAAUAAAUAGUACCCAAUUAAACAUAGUGGUCGAAAAAAAAAAGCUUAAGGAAUCAAAUAACACCCAUGUUGCCCCAGAAUCCACAUCAAUCUUUAAAGAAUCAAAUAGCAGCCAAGUACAGGUAAAGUUUUCACUGAAGGAUUUUCAGACAUUAAAUAGCACCCACGGUGACUCAGACUUAAUAGCUGAUGAAUUUAAGGAUGUAAAUAGCACCCAUGUGAACACAGAAUUUACUCUAAGUUGGUUUAAAGGAUUAAACAUCAGCAAAACACACUCUAUACUAGAGGAGCUUAAAGCGUUAAACAGCACCCAGUACCAAUCCAAUUCAGAUAUUCAACAAUCGGACAGCAAAGAGAUCCAAAAUUCUAAAUUUGACUCUUAUUCUACUGAAUACAUUGUAAGUAAUGGCACAAAAAAAACAAAAAAGCUGCUAUUGUCAAGCAUAAUAUCCAUAACUGACCAUGCACAUAAUGAAACAACAAGCCCUCAAGUCAACAAGCUCCACAACUCAACUGAAAAGUUUAGUUCUAAAAGUUGGCAAAAUAUUUCUCUUCCUAUUAGUGUUAUUAACAUUUUAUCUUCAAAUGGAAACAUUUCUCAAACUGAUAUCUUUGUGAAAAACAACCGUUCUGAAGAGAAGGACAUUUUAGAAAUACCAGAAAGUGAAGAAAGCCAUGAAGAAGUGGUCAUUAUUUUAAAGAAUAGAAACCACAGUAAAAUAAUUGUCAGUAGCCCUUUGGAUCCUCAAAUAAAGAACUGGACCUAUGAAGGCAAACAUGAGCUGGUAUUAAUGGAGCUCCCGGAUCACAUAAACAAAUACAUAACAGACAAUGCAGAGGCUGAACUAAACAGAUCUAGUGGUGUGGAAGAGGUCAGGAAAAAAGUCAUUCUUCAAAGGGUGACACCAGUUAAGGGGUAUGGCAUGAAGACAAAAAAGAGGAAGGAGUACAAACCUCAACCUCGCAGUGAUAUCUCUCCACAUGGUUUUUCUCCAAGAGGUUUUGCCCCAUCUCAUUUAACUCCAAGGACUACCAAACCCAUUUUUAAUGAAGAAGACUUGCUGGCGAAGCACAUAGUCAUUGGAGUUCCCAGAAGAGACUUUAAUGACUAUGAACUAUUUGCUCACUAUCAAGGGCAAAAUUUUGAAAACAUCCAAGAAAGCACUGAAGAAUAUGAAUAUGUAGAAUACACAGAUCCAUACAGGAAGCAAAGUGACAUAACAACUGUUGACCUUGAUGAAGCAUCUAAAUAUUCCUUGAAAAUGGCUGACAGCAAUGCCAGGGUAUACUUUAUUACUGCUGAGGAAGUUAAUUGGGAUUAUGCAGGCUAUGGACAAAGGAGGGAAGAUAGAUCCUCUCAAAUAGAAAGACCCACAAUGUUCAAAAAAGUUUUGUUCAGGGAAUAUUUGGACAGCUCUUUCACAACCCCACACACUCGAGGAGAAGUAGAUGAGCACCUGGGCAUCAUGGGCACUGUCAUUAAGGCUGAAGUUGAUGAGACCAUCUAUAUUGUGUUUAAGAAUCUUGCCACUCGCUCAUAUUCACUCCAUGCCAACGGAGUGUCUUAUACAAAAAAUAUGGAAGGGCUAAAAUAUGAAGAUGGAUCGCCUUACUACUACAAGUAUGAUAAUGAAGUUCAACCCAACCAAACUUUCACAUACAUUUGGACAGUAAACUCCAAAGUGGGACCAUUGAAAGAUGAAUCUGACUGUCGAAUAUGGACAUACUACUCUGGUGUCAAUCCUGAGCGAGACAUACAUUCUGGAUUAAUUGGGCCCCUUUUGGUCUGUAGAAAGGGCACACUAUCGAAAAAGCUUGUGAAUACACGAGAAUUUAUGUUACUCUUUAUGACAUUUGAUGAGAAAAAGAGUUGGUACUAUGAAAAAAACUAUGAGAUUCUUAAAAAGACAAACAAAAAAGCAGUGAUGGACCCACAUUUCACCAAAAACAUCCAAUUUCAUGCUAUUAAUGGAAUUAUAUACAGUCUAAAAGGACUUCGCAUGUACACCAAUCAGCUAGUGAACUGGCAUCUUAUAAACAUGGGCUCAACAAAAGAUUUCCACAGUAUCCAUUUUCAUGGUCAAACAUUCCUGCACAAGCAUAAAAAUUACCAUCGUCACAGCGUGUAUCCUCUUUUACCAGGAAACUUUGCAACACUGGAGAUGUUGCCAUCAAAGCCAGGGCUUUGGCUGCUGGAGUCUGAGGUUGGAGUCUCUCAGCAGAAAGGAAUGCAGACUCUUUUUUUAGUGUUGGACAAUGUAUGCAACCAUCCACUUGGCCUUUAUUCUGGGACUGUAAAAGACAGCCAAAUUACAGCAUCUGACUUUAGAGGUUCCUGGCUGCCCAGCUUGGCCAGACUGCACAAUGCAGGAAAAUACAAUGCAUGGAGUACAACACAGUCAGGACAGUGGAUUCAGGUAGAUUUUCAACGACCAGUCGUGAUUAGUAAAAUAGCCACGCAGGGGGCCAAGCAAUUGUUGUCAUCUCACUUUGUGCUGAACUACACCAUUUCCUACAGCACAGACCGCAAAAAAUGGAUUUUCUACAAGGGAGACAGCAGAACUUCCAAAAAGAUGUUUGAUGGUAAUAGGGAUGCCCAUGAAGCAAAGGAGAAUAUAUUCUUCCCACCCAUAAUUGGCCGUUUUGUGAGGCUUUACCCAUCUUAUUCAUAUAAUUACCCAACUGUUCGCAUGGAGUUCUAUGGCUGUGAGUUAGAUGGUUGUUCUGUGCCACUUGGAAUAAAAAGUGGUCUUAUCGAAGACCAUCAGAUUACAGCCAGUUCUGUUGCUUCCACCUGGUACUCUGGUUCAUGGCAGCCUUGGUUUGCCCGUCUAGAUAAACAAGGAGCUCUCAAUGCUUGGCAGGCUCAGAGUAAUGACAGACAACCAUGGCUUCAGAUAGAACUUAAUAAAAUCAAGAAAAUCACUGGAAUUGUUACCCAGGGAGCAAAGACACUUGGCAAAGAGAUGUUUGUAACAGCUUAUAUCUUAGAGUACAGUGAUGAUGGCAAGAUAUGGACCAAGUACACCGAUGAUGACUAUGAGCUAAAGACAUUCUCUGGAAACUCUAAUAACAAUGGUCAUGAGAAAAAUUACAUAUACCCCCCGAUAUUUUCCAGAUUUAUUCGAAUUAUUCCUAAUAGAUGGCAGAAUUCUGUCACUAUGAGGAUUGAGCUGCUUGGGUGUGAUUUUGAAUAAUUACAUUAUUGUGUCAUUCAGUAUUAGUGUACUAAACUUGAAUAUUUCUUUUAUAAAAAAUUUUUUUAUAAAUAUCUACUCAUAAUUGAAAUAUAUUAAUUUCUGCUGUUUGCAAAUAAAAGUAAACUAUGUAAGCUAUUAAAUAAAUUCAUGUCAUUAUUAAAUCAGAAUUUUUAUUUGCCAAG